AUGGACCAGUACCCCAAGGACCAUUCAAUGGGCUUCCUGUACAGAGAAACCCUGGAGCGCUUGUUGCGGCAGAACCUGGACUUGCUAAAGCGGGCGAAGAGGAGAGCUGUCAACUUACCUUCAAUGGUGGAAAGCCUUCGGGUCUGUGGCAGAGAGGUUUUGGGGAGGGCACAUACUGCUAACCAGGACCCAGCUGAUGGCUUCGGAGCCCCAGCCACCAUCUCUGAAUCUCCCUUGUCACUGUCAUUGUUGCAAGAAGGUGGAAUGGUUUAUAGUAAUUGCUAUCAGGUACCUUAUGAUGGUGAAGAUGAAGGGGUACCAUGCAGAGCUAAGACCACUAACUAUUUAGCUCCAUCAUCAGAACUUGAGGAAAUUGGUCAAAACUACAGCAUGAGCGAUAGGUUUCAUACUCCUGUACCAGAAAAGACAGAAGUGAAUCAUGUCUGCAGGUAUCACCGAAAACGCGUGGACUUUGCAUGGCCAUGGCUCUCUCACCAGGAAAAAUACCCAUCCUAUGACUCUAGAAUGAGUUACCAAGUAAGGAAGAUUGUCCCAGAAACAUCCAAGUUUGACCUAGGAACAUCCAGAAAUAAUACAGGAACGUCUAGGUUUGACCCAGGAAUGCCCAUUUUUGAUCCAGGAACAUCCAAGUUUGAUCCAGGAUCAUCCAAGUUUGACCUAGGAACAUCCAGGAAUGAAACAGGAACAUCCAGGUUUGACCCGGGAAUGCACAGAUUUGUUCCAGGAACAUCCAGGAAUGAUGUAGGAACAUCCAGGUUUGACCCGGGAAUGCACAGAUUUGAUCCGGAAACAUCUAGGUUUGACCCAGGAAUGCACAGAUUUGAUUCAGGAACAUCCAGCUUUGAAGUGGAACUGCACAGAUUUGAUACAGGAUCACCCAACUUUGAUCUAGGAACAUCCAGCUUUGACCCAGGAAUGCUCAGCUUUGAUCCAGGAUCAUCCAAGUUUGAGCCAGGAACAUCCACAUUUAACCUGGGAAUGCCCAGCUUUGAUCCAGGAUCAUCCAACUUUGAUCCAGGAAUAUCCAGAAAUGAUGCAGGAACAUCCAGGUUUGACCUGGGAAUGCCCAGCUUUGAUCCAGGAUCAUCCAAAUUUGAUCCAGGAAUAUCCAGGUUUGACCCGGGGAUGCUCAGCUUUGAUCCGGGAUCAUCCAAGUUUGAUCCAGGAACAUCCAGGAAUGAUGUAGGAACAUCCAGGUUUGACUCGGGAAUGCUCAAGUUUGAUCCAGGAACAUCCAGGAAUGAUGCAGGAACAUCCAGGUUUGACCUGGGAAUUCCCAGCUUUGAUUCAGGAACAUCCAGGUUUGACCCAGGAAUGCUCAACUUUGAUCCAGGAUUAUCCAAGUUUAAUCUAGGAACAUCCAGGAAUGAUGCAGGAACAUCCAGGUUUGACCUGGGAAUGCCCAGCUUUGAUUCAGGAACAUCCAGGUUUGACCCAGGAAUGCUCAACUUUGAUCCAGGAUUAUCCAAAUUUGAUCCAGGAAUAUCCAGGAAUGAUGCAGGAACAUCCAGGUUUGACCCAGGAAUGGUUAGCUUUGAUCCGGGAUCAUCCAGGAAUGAUGUAGGAACAUCCAGGUUUGACCCAGGAGUGCACAGAUUUGAUCUGGAAUCAUCCAAGUUUGAUCUAGGAACAUCCAGGAAUGAUGUAGGAACAUCCCGCAAUGUUCCAGGAAUGUCCAGGCUUGAUCCAAAAUCAUCCAAAUCUGUGACAAGAACAAAUCAAAAGGACAUCAUGAUAGAAGUUUAUCCAGGAAUCUACACUAUCACAGUGGGGUCACCUAACGUAGUCACAACGCAAAUGAUAAACGUUAACCCGGGACGAACCAUCGAUCUGAAUUUCAACCUUUAACCCUGGACCACUGUCCUUUAGGAGAGAAAAAAAAAAAAGAAAAAAAAAAGGCAGCAAAGAAUCAAACCACCAUGCCAUGUUGUGGUUCUCCUUGUCAGUAUUUAUACAUGAUAUAGUAUGUACAUAGAGUGCCAAUCAAACAGAUCAGAUCUCUUAGGAAUUGGAGGGCUGUCCUUCAGUGACUAUUUUAACUUGAGUGCCCUAAAAGGGGAGAGGAAAGAUGUAUCUCUUACCUUCCCCAAUCUGAAUGUGAGGAGUAAUGUGCCUUUUUGAUAUUCAUUUCUAAAGUCAUGAUUGUUUACUUCCCCUUCCCACCCCCAACACACCCAAAAAGUUAAUCAUGGAAAUAAAUUUUGGAAAUGA
This is a messenger RNA of Gracilinanus agilis (Agile Gracile Mouse Opossum), 2232 nucleotides long. Its product is annotated as DNA-directed RNA polymerase II subunit RPB1-like. The transcript is spliced from 5 exons. The record is from RefSeq and is a predicted model, not a curated record. Gene Ontology annotation, biological process: regulation of non-canonical NF-kappaB signal transduction. Lineage: Eukaryota; Metazoa; Chordata; Mammalia; Didelphimorphia; Didelphidae. Gene Ontology annotation, cellular component: nucleoplasm. Bases 1 to 1869 code for a protein of 622 amino acids.